AUGCGCAGAUGUUGGGAUUCAGAACCUUCAAAUCGACCUGAAAUAGAAAAAAUCGUGAGAAUAAUGGAAGAAUGGAAGAGCGAUUAUUAUUAUCUACAGUUUAAAGAAGCCGAAGAAGAACGCCAGAAAAUAAUCAAAGAUGGUGCUCCAUCUAGGAAAAAUUGUUAUCCGAGUUCAAUACAUUAUAAAAUUGAUACAACACUAUUUGAUUCGCCCGGGGUUGAAAAAAUACCCAAGAAUCAAACUAAAGUGGGUUCGGAAUGUCAACAUGAGAGUGAAUUGGAGAAUUCAGUACAAAGAAAGAUUAUUUCUAAAUGGAUACCAUACGAGGAAUUUUUAGAUGUAGAAAAAAUUGGUCAGGGUAGAUCGAGUCAGAUUUAUAAAGCGAUCAGACAUAAGAAAAGAAAAAAUAUGAUGAUAAAGGAAAAAGAAGUAACACUGAGGAUCCUCGAUGAAUCUCGAAAUCUGGAUUCCGAAUUUUUAAAAGAG
Acaulospora morrowiae is the source of this 489-nucleotide messenger RNA. NCBI's taxonomy places the organism in Eukaryota, Fungi, Glomeromycota, Glomeromycetes, Diversisporales, Acaulosporaceae. The record is from the annotation of a GenBank genome assembly.